Messenger RNA from Colletotrichum orchidophilum, 159 nucleotides. RefSeq lists its product as uncharacterized. The coding region runs from base 1 to 159 and encodes 52 amino acids. The record is from RefSeq and is a predicted model, not a curated record. Lineage: Eukaryota; Fungi; Ascomycota; Sordariomycetes; Glomerellales; Glomerellaceae. The transcript is spliced from 2 exons.
AUGGAGAAGGAUUCGUGGCACAGGGCCAGUGACGCUUGGGGACCUCCCACGCUUUUGGGAAACUCUGGGGAACUCCUGGCCGUUCCGUCGAAAGGAGUGCAGAGAGAUGCGGCCAAUGAGACAAGAGCGAGUGAGCAAGUGAAACAGAACCCCAAGUGA